CGCCCCGGUGCUGUUUGAAUAUGCUAAUAAGGCCCUAAGGCCCAGCCAGUAGAACGGCGGGCCUGCGCGUCACGUGACGCGACUACGUGUCCAGGGGCGGGGCCUACGUGGCCCCUGCCCGAGUUAAAACCGGAGAGUGAGAGAGAAAAGCGCUUCAGUAGCGAGAGGGGCUGAGAAAGUGGUGACACCGCUGGGGUGCGGAGGGAGUCCCUGAAACUUCUCCCAACAGCCCCAGGGCCAAUCUCCCCUCAGCCCACUCCCCUCUCCGCCAGAUCCCUGGUCCCCACUCCCUGCACGGGGGGUGGGGUGGGGAGCUGGGCCCGUCUCCCGCGGGGACACACACAGGGGCCGGGAGUGGGGACGGGACCCCCCAGGCAGGGGGGACGGACGGACAGACGUCCGUGUGGCCGCCCCAGCGGGCAGACGGGCCAGAGGCGGGGGUGCGACCGGGAGGACCUGGGCUGGGGAGUUUCCUCUCAACUAUCGGGGGAGAAACUCCCCACAAGCCGGUGUUUUCCUCCCGGGGGCCGCGUUCCCCGCCCCGCGUAGCGGCGGUUGCCGCCGCCGCCGCCGCUGCCGCCGCCGCCGCCGGUGCCUCCAACCUCUGCCAUCUCUUCACCACCUCGGGCCCCGGUGUCCCCGGCCAGCACUAUGCCCAUCUUACUGUUCCUGAUAGACACGUCUGCCUCUAUGAACCAGCGCAGCCAUCUGGGCACCACCUACCUGGACACGGCCAAAGGCGCGGUAGAGACCUUCAUGAAGCUCCGUGCCCGGGACCCUGCCAGCCGAGGAGACAGGUAUAUGCUGGUCACUUUCGAAGAGCCGCCCUAUGCUAUCAAGGCUGGAUGGAAGGAAAAUCAUGCAACGUUUAUGAAUGAACUGAAAAACCUUCAGGCAGAAGGACUUACGACUCUUGGCCAAUCCCUAAGGACAGCUUUUGAUUUGUUAAAUUUAAAUAGAUUAGUAACUGGCAUAGACAACUAUGGGCAGGGAAGAAACCCUUUUUUCUUGGAGCCAGCAAUAAUUAUUACAAUCACUGAUGGGAGCAAGUUGACUACUACCAGUGGUGUCCAGGAUGAGCUAAAGGAGCAGCCCAGUGGUUUUCAAGAAGUGCCAAAGUGCACUGACUGUCUCAUGAUGACUGGUGCCUCAGGGAGGGUCAUGAUUCCUGGGUCCAGGAUCAUCGACCUGAUCCUGGAUGUCACUUCAAGCGCUUGUCUAAUGGCUAGCCUUCCUCAAAAGUCUGAUGCUAGUCAUCUCGGAAGGCCUCAGAAAGCCUUGAAGCUCCAUUUACCUCUUAAUUCUCCUUUGCCUGGAAGUGAAUUGACCAAGGAACCUUUUCGUUGGGAUCAGAGACUCUUUGCUUUAGUACUGCGGUUGCCUGGCACCAUGUCAGUAGAAUCAGAGCAGUUGACAGGUGUGCCUUUGGAUGAUUCUGCUAUCACACCAAUGUGUGAAGUGACAGGAGGCCGCUCAUACUCUGUGUGUUCUCCAAGAAUGCUUAAUCAGUGUCUGGAGUCCUUGGUGCAGAAAGUGCAGAGUGGGGUGGUAAUAAACUUUGAAAAGGCAGGACCAGAUCCUUCCCCUGUAGAAGCUAUAGACGGGCAGCCAGAUAUAUCAAGACCUUUUGGAUCUCAGCCUUGGCAUAGCUGUCACAAACUCAUAUAUGUCAGACCAAAUCCUAAAACCGGGGUUCCUAUAGGCCACUGGCCGGUUCCAGAGUCUUUUUGGCCAGAUCAGAAUUCUCCAACACUACCACCUCGUACGUCUCAUCCUGUAGUGAAGUUUUCGUGUACAGACUGUGAGCCAAUGGUAAUCGACAAACUGCCUUUUGACAAAUAUGAGUUGGAACCUUCACCACUGACUCAGUUUAUUCUAGAAAGGAAAUCUCCUCAAACAUGUUGGCAGGUAUAUGUGAGCAAUAGUGCAAAGUAUAAUGAACUUGGUCAUCCCUUUGGUUACUUGAAAGCUAGUACAGCACUGAACUGUGUCAACUUAUUUGUGAUGCCUUACAAUUACCCAGUCCUCCUUCCUCUCUUAGAUGACUUGUUCAAAGUGCACAAAGCCAAGCCAACACUGAAGUGGAGACAGUCAUUUGAAAGUUAUUUGAAGACAAUGCCUCCCUACUAUCUUGGGCCCUUGAAGAAAGCUGUUAGAAUGAUGGGCGCACCUAAUCUAAUAGCAGACAGUAUGGAGUAUGGACUCAGUUACAGUGUCAUUUCAUACCUCAAAAAAUUGAGUCAGCAGGCCAAAAUUGAAUCUGAUAGAGUCAUCGGAUCUGUGGGCAAAAAAGUAGUGCAGGAAACUGGAAUUAAAGUCCGAAGCCGGUCACAUGGUUUGUCAAUGGCACAUCGGAAAGGUUUUCAACAAAUGCUGCAGGGAAUUUCAGAGGAUGUUCCCCACAGGCUGCUAGAUCUUAAUAUGAAGGAGUACACUGGCUUCCAGGUUGCCUUACUAAAUAAGGAUUUGAAGCCUCAGACCUUUAGAAAUGCUUAUGAUAUACCAAGACGGAAUCUUCUGGAUCAUUUAACAAGAAUGAGAUCUAAUCUUUUAAAGAGCACUCGAAAAUUUCUUAAAGGCCAGGAUGAAGAUCAAGUACACAGUGUACCUAUAGCACAAAUGGGGAAUUACCAGGAAUACCUCAAGCAAGUACCUUCUCCACUGAGAGAGCUUGAUCCUGAUCAGCCUCGAAGGUUGCAUACAUUUGGCAAUCCCUUCAAACUGGAUAAAAAGGGUAUGAUGAUAGAUGAAGCAGAUGAAUUUGUGGCUGGACCUCAAAAUAAACACAAACGGCCUGGAGAGCCAAGCAUGCAAGGGAUCCCGAAGAGGCGCCGGUGUGCCUCUCCACUCUUGAGAGGCCGGCGGCAGAGCCCUGCUGUGAACAGCCACAUCGGAGGGAAAGGACCGCCUGCACCCAUGACUCAAGCACAGCCAGGUCUUAUUAAACCCCUUCCUCUGCAUAAAGAAGCCACUAAUGAUUCAACAGUAGAUGAUGUGGUUGAAAAUCACGUUGCAGACCAGCUUUCAUCAGACAUGACACCAAAUGCUAUGGAUACUGAAUUUUUAACAUCUCCAGCCAGUCUUCUGGAACCAUCAACCAAUCAUACAGAGGCCCUUGGUCAUGAACAUUUAGGAAAUAAUGACCUCACUGCUGGUGGAUUUUUAGAAAAUCAUGACGAGCCAAGAAAUAAAGAACAAAGUGCUGAAGAGAAUAUACCAGCAUCUUCCCUCAGCAAAGGAAAGAAAUCGGUGCAUUGCAGAAGCCAUGAGGAGGUCAACACGGAACUAAAAGCACAAAUAAUGAAAGAGAUCCGAAAGCCAGGAAGAAAAUAUGAAAGAAUCUUCACUUUACUGAAGCAUGUGCAAGGCAGUUUACAAACAAGGCUAAUAUUUUUACAGAAUGUCAUUAAGGAAGCAUCCAGGUUUAAAAAACGAAUGCUAAUAGAACAACUGGAGAACUUCUUGGAUGAAAUUCAUCGAAGAGCCAAUCAAAUCAACCAUAUUAAUAGCAAUUAAAAGAAAAUAGAAUGUGGCCACUUAUUUCACAGUCUUCUCCAAAUACAAAGUAAAUACAAGACUGUUGUAAUCUUGCAUUCAUUCUUUGACAUGCAUUGUUGGCUAUUUGAAAUACUAAAAACAGUCUACAGAUCCUUUCCAUCAUUUUACAGUGACCUUUUCAUUUUGGUUUAUUUUUGUAAUGUGAAAAGUAUCACUAAUUUUUUUUUUUUUUUUUAAUUUAACAAACUAAAACUGUUCUCCAAAUCCUCCGCUUGUCAUUGGCUCUUGCGUGUCAGUUUCCCUCAGGUUAUAUUUUCUUAAACCAACCUUUAAAAUUGUCAGCUCUGUUAAGGUUGAACUUUGCCAAAAAAAAGAAAAAAGAAAAAAAAGAAAAAAAAUUAAAAAGAAGUUACUUUGUAAUUUUUGGGGAAAAAAGCACAUACAUUAAGAACUAGGUAAUGUUUUGUAUAUACAGUUAUUUUGGAUAUAUUAUUGUAAGUUGUACAAAUGUAUUUUGAAGAAUAUUUAAGAAAAGCACUUUUGUUAUUCCAUCAAUAAAUGCUCUAUUUUACUCUUGUGUGGUUUAGGAAAUAAUCACAUUUAAAGUAACUACUUAAGAACAUUCUAAGACAAUGGAAUUUUAAAGGCCUUGCUUUUAGCAUUGAAAAAUACACAACUUAAUAUUUGUUAAACUA
Molecule: messenger RNA, 4193 nt
Organism: Peromyscus leucopus (white-footed mouse)
Lineage: Eukaryota; Metazoa; Chordata; Mammalia; Rodentia; Cricetidae
Gene: Ints6
Product: integrator complex subunit 6
Exons: 19
Coding region: 652-3516 (954 amino acids)
Biological process (GO): snRNA 3'-end processing
Cellular component (GO): integrator complex
Source: RefSeq, a predicted model, not a curated record